Pseudovirgaria hyperparasitica is the source of this 984-nucleotide messenger RNA. RefSeq lists its product as uncharacterized. The transcript is spliced from 2 exons. The record is from RefSeq and is a predicted model, not a curated record. Bases 1 to 984 code for a protein of 327 amino acids. NCBI's taxonomy places the organism in Eukaryota, Fungi, Ascomycota, Dothideomycetes, Acrospermales, Acrospermaceae.
AUGGCCCUCGAAAUGGGAUGGUUCUGGAACAAGACGCAGGACAGCAACAACAACGACGUAGUAAAAAACCUCGAUCCAUCCUUAAAAGACUUCCUCCAGACCGAAGCACCCAAGAAGUUCGAGCAACCCAAAACAGCACCACCACCCGUCGUCGAGCCCACGCCUGCGCCCAAAGAACACCAUGACGACGAGAAGAAACCCCUAGUACCCGCGGAAUCCCUCUACCAAGACGGGCGCUACGCCCAUCUCUGGAAAGGCUACACACCCCUGUCUGUAAUUGAAGCAACGGGCAAGACGGACCAGGAGCAGCUCGCUGAGCUCGUGGACGGGUACACGAUGCGCGAGACACAGCUGAACCGGGCGGCGCAGGAGAACUGCAUCUUCGAGUGGCUGGCGCAGUCGGAGUGCCUGAAGAGCGGCGGCUUCAAGGACAAGUUCACCAUGUGCAGCAAGGAAUCGGCGGUGCUCAAUAGGUGUUUUCUGACGCAGGGCAAGAUGAUGAAGGCGUUGGGAUAUAUCAACCCGCAAGGUCGUACUGUGGAGAGGAUGGAGGAUAUACAGAUACACGCCGAUCGACUGUACCGGAACAUGCUGGAGCAGGAGAAGGCCGUCGAGGAAGCCAAGGAGAAGGGACUGCCUAUCCCCGAAUUUCCACCGGUUAUUGCGAACUCGCGAAUGAAGAGAAUUGCGCUCGGCCAGGCGAAGCCAUUGGAGAAGAGUGAUGAUGCAGAUUUAACCGAGUAUGAGUGGAAGACGUUACCAAAGGAUCGAAUGAUAAGCUACAAGCAAAGGCUGCAGGGCUUGGCGGGCGUGGAGCGAGAAUUGGAAGUGGAAGCCCUGCGAGGGGAGAUGGAAGCGGCACGAGCUCUGAGCCACGAGCUCAUUGCUGUGCAGAAGGCGGAAUCGGAGAGCAGGCACGCACGAGAAGCGGCAGGGCAAGCAACGAUUGGUGAUAGGAUAAAGAAGCUAACAGGGUGGAACUGA